AUGGCUCCAAUCAAACGACAUUUCUCAUGUGAAGUAGAGGAUGAAUUAGCCCGUCAGCAAAAGAAAGCAAAAGAAGUUGUGUUGAAACAGCUUCCUUCAUCUUGCGUUGUUCUCAAUUUAGCUGAUUCUGACUUAGAUUUCAAUGUUGAAUGCAAUGGAGUAGUUGGAUAUGGCCUUUAUGAGGAAGGCUUUGGUUAUUGUUGGUCUGGUGCUCGAGCUACUGUUGGAAUAACAAAUGGUAGAUAUUGUUAUGGCUGCGUUGUUGUUUCGGCUCAACAUGUUGAUAUGGAUGAUACUGCUCCUGAUCAGCGGCAUCUAUGUCGUCUCGGUGUUUCUAGAGGUGAUGAUACUGUUGGAGCUCUUGGUGAGACCAAACACAGCUUUGGUUAUGGAGGCACCGGCAAGUUUUCUAAUGCUGGCAAUUUUUUUAAUUUUGGCGAUAAGUUUGGUGUUGGUGAUACAAUAGUUUGUUGCAUUGAUCUUGAGAGUAAACCACUAGCUACUAUUGGUUUCUCUAAGAAUGGUAAAUGGUUGGGAACUGCAUUACAAUUUGAUGUUGAUUCUCUCGGUCUUGGAGCAGAUUCUUCUUUUCCAAAGGUUUCGCCUUGGGAAUGGGCACUUUUUCCACAUGUUUUAUUGAAAAAUGUUGUGGUUCAGAUGCAGUUCAGUGUUGAACAAGGACUUGUUCCUCGAGAAGGGUACAGACCUUGGGCCUUUGCUAUUGCGGAUGGAAAUGCAGUUAUGGGGCCUUCAUUUUCUGACCCAAAGGAUUGUGAAUUGAUGAUGCUCGUGGGGUUACCGGCUUCAGGCAAGACUUCAUGGGCUGAGAAAUGGGUGAAAGAUCACCCCGAGAAGCGUUAUGUUUUGCUUGGCACAAACUUAAUCCUUGAACAGAUGAAGGUUCCUGGACUACUGCGGAAGAACAACUAUGGUGAAAGGUUUGAUCGAUUAAUGGAUAAGGCAACUUCAAUGUUCAACGUAAUUUUGUCAAGGGCGGCUAAUGUACCUCGCAAUUAUAUAAUCGAUCAGACAAAUGUGUACAAAAAUGCACGCAAGCGGAAACUUAAUCCAUUUGUCAAUUAUCAAAAGAUUGUUGUUGUUGUGUUCCCAAAGCCAGAAGAGCUCAAGAGACGAUCUGAAAAAAGAUUUAAAGAAAUGGGCAAAGAAGUUCCAGUUGAUGCUUUGAAUAACAUGAUAGCUAAUUAUGUUCUACCUAAAAGCAAGGAUCUUCCAUAUUCCGAUGAAUAUUUUGAUCAGGUUUUGUUUGUUGAACUGAACCGGGACGAGUCUCAGAAAUAUUUGGAUCAGAUGAAGCAAGAUACUCUGUCUCUAUCUAAUACCAACCCGUCAACAUUAUCGCACAGAGGUUCUUCUGAGUCUUCUUUUCGACCUGCAUUUCAUAGUCAAGGAUGUUCGACAGGAAGUGGCAUUAUCCAGUGGAGAGCUCAUUCUUCCAUCUCUCAACCCGACUAUAGGAUGCCUAGUCAAAUCAAUACACAUGGUUUUAUGUAUGAACCUCAUCCAAACAGUCAUAUUUCACAUGUUUCAAGAUCACCCUAUCCUAUAGAUAAUGUUGGUUCCAGUAGAACUUAUGGUGACAUCGAAGCAUACCGAAAUCCUGUUUUCAGUAGCCAGUAUAGGCCAAGCACUACAGGGAACAACAAUAUGGGUUUUCGUGGAAGACCUUAUGUUGAAUACAGAGACUUUCAGCCUGACCUGCCUUUACCUGCAGCAGCCACAUCUUUGCAUCCCCCAUAUGGGGUACAGACUCUAAGACCUCGACAUGGUGGAUUAUCUGAUAACAUCCAGUAUUCGGGGAGAUAUGCUUCUCAAUAUCCAAAAUACUAUCACUGA
Molecule: messenger RNA, 1854 nt
Organism: Vicia villosa (hairy vetch)
Lineage: Eukaryota; Viridiplantae; Streptophyta; Magnoliopsida; Fabales; Fabaceae
Exons: 9
Coding region: 1-1854 (617 amino acids)
Molecular function (GO): protein binding
Source: RefSeq, a predicted model, not a curated record